AUGGCAGCAACAGCCUACCCCCCUCCAGCCCCCUCGUCCGCCCUCGAGCCCAAAAAGGUCGUCAUCGUCGGGUCCGCCGGGUGCGGGAAGUCCGCUCUAGUCCAACGGGCGCUGACGAACACCUACUCAAACCACUACCAACAAACCUUUGGAGCGGAUCUGAGUGUCAAGACGACCACCGAGAAGAACAAGUAUUCGUUGAACCUCUGGUGCUGCGGCGGACAUGAGCGAUACCGGGCGCUUUUGGAGCAGUUUUUCGUUGGAGCUAACGCAGUGAUCCUCUGCUUCGACAUGCUCAACACGUCCUCGUUCAUGGAGCUGCCGUUCUGGUACAACGAAUACAAACGCAAUUGCCCGGACGCGCUCGCCGUCAUCGUCGGCACCAAGUCAGAUGACGCAGACGCGAUAAAAGUCCCAACCCAAGACGCGCUCAAGCAGGCCAAAGAAUGGAGCAUCGAGUUCCGCGCCGUGUCGGCAAAGACGGGGAUGAACGUCGCGGAGCUGUUUGAAAUUGUUCAGGGUGGGAUUCCUUGA
This is a messenger RNA of Fimicolochytrium jonesii, 534 nucleotides long. RefSeq names its product P-loop containing nucleoside triphosphate hydrolase protein. Bases 1 to 534 code for a protein of 177 amino acids. Gene Ontology annotation, molecular function: GTP binding; GTPase activity. The transcript has 5 exons. NCBI's taxonomy places the organism in Eukaryota, Fungi, Chytridiomycota, Chytridiomycetes, Spizellomycetales, Powellomycetaceae. The record is from RefSeq and is a predicted model, not a curated record.